AUGAGUGUAAAAGGUAGCAAUAACUCAUUUCAUAAUCCAUAAAACUAGCAACAAGGAUAAGAAAAAGAUGAAAAUUAAAAUAUAAGAUAAAAUAGUGUAGUGCAUUUUGCGAAUGACAUACCAUUAGUUGUUGUAGAAAUACCUUUAAAUGGAAAAAUUGCAAAAUUACCUAUAUUCGAGUUUAGUAGUCCUGAUAAUCUGGCUUCUUAAUUUUGUAGAAAAUAUUAACUAGAUGAAAAAUUGAAAAAACCAAUUAAAAAAAUGAUAGAAAAAUAAAUGUAGGAAGCACUUAAAGCUAAAUCAAAAUAGAACUCCAUAGAUAGCGCAGACAAUCAUCAAAACAAUAAAAAAUUAUAAAAAAGCUAAUCAACAGUUUAAAUUUCUUAAAAUUAAAAUUAGUAAAACUAUAUGCCAUAAUAGCUUGCUGAUAAUUAGCUUAAUCAAAGAGAUAAUUAUCAGGGAAAAUAUAUCAAUAACUUAAAUGAACAAAAUAUAAACAACGAAGAGUAUAGAGAAGAAUAAAAGGCAAGCAAAAAUAAUUUUUCAUCAAGCAAUAGAAAUUAUAACAAAAAUGAAUAGCAUUUAGGUGAAAAUUAGAAUGAAUUAUAAUAAAAUAACAAAAAGCAUAAGGUUUAAAUUCAGCCUGAUCACUAAAUAAAGAAUGCUGAGAAUUAGCAUUAAAGUUUCUAAAAGCUAAAACAUAAAGAUUUUUUUACAGAAAAUAGUGAGACUGAGAAUGAAUUGUCAGAUGUUGCUGAUCUUAGAAAACCUGCUAUAAAACCAGUGAAAAAUAUAAACUAAGCAAAUUUUUAGCAAAAAACUUUAUAGAAAAAUAAAUAAUCCUAAAGCUCAGCAUAGCUUCUUAGGGAAUAAAAUUACGAAAUGAAAGAAAAAGAAUAACCUUAUUAGCAAUCUACUUUUCAAGAUACUUAGCAAUCCAGAAAUAGCAAUAGAUAUGAAAAUACUCCAAAUAUAAUUACUUAACAAACAUAAACAAGGUCAAUAUUAAAGCAAAACAAGUCUUAAGAAAAUUUGUUUAAAAAUAAUGAGUUUCUAAAUGCUUAAGAUUAACGUUAAGUACAUAAAAACUUGUAAUCUCAAAAUGAUAGUAAUAGCAAUAUAAAAGACAAUAUUCAAAGAUCUGAUAAUUCUAGAUAUUUAAAAAGCAAUAAUUAGGAAGAAGUUAGUUUAAAUAAUAGAUAAUAACAAAUAGUUCAUUUAAAUCCUAAAAUAAACGAUCAAGUAGAAGAAGAAAAGGAAGAGACAUUCCAAAUUUAAAAAAACAAAAAAGUUUAAAAUAUAACCAGAGGCAGCUAAAAGGAGAUAAUUUAAAAUGAUAGAAAAUAGCAAAAUAUUUAUGAAAUUCAUAACCAAAAUCUAAUCAAUAAAGUUGUUGAAUAAUAAGUUUAUAAAAAUACACUAAAAAAUGACUAAGAAUCUGCAUAAUUUACCUUUAAUGAAGAUGAAUCUAAUGAUAAUGAAGACCCCAUUUAAAAUAGAGAUUUCAAAAUAAAACGUGAUAUCAAUUAAAAUGAGAAACUCAUACAUAAUCAACACUUUAAAAACUCUAAACAAAAUUUAGAUUCCCAUUAAAACAAUAUUCAUAAAAAAGACUCUGAUAGUGAUGAAGUUAGCUAAAACCAAACAAAUAAAAAUUUCAAUAAAUAAUAACAAAGCCAAGAAGUUAAAUCUAAUAUUUCAGUAAAUUAAGAAAAGCCAAAGUAGAACAUCAAUUAAAAAUAAGAGAAGAUGAUAUAUCAAGAUACAUAGGAAAUGAAUUAAAAUGAAAAUGAAGAAGAAGAUACUGAAGUUGAUGAAUUAUAAAAAAUACAAAAACAAAAUAAAUAAAAUACUUUAUUGAAUUAAAAUAAAAACCUUUAAAACUAAUUUACCAAAAAUAAAAAAAUUUAAAAUAAAAAUAAUGAAGAGUUUUAAAACUAUGAUUAAAUUAACAAUUAAGAUAGUUAUGAAAAUACAGAGAAUGAUAACGACCAUUUUAACUAAGUAGAUGAAGCUUAAGAUCUUGUGUAGAAUCCUUAGUUAUUAAAUUUACUAAGCAAGCCAAUAAAAAGAGCUCCUAAUGGUGUUUUAUAAAGACAACAAAAAAAUGCAAUAGCUGAAGGAAAUGAAAAUCAUAACUUAAAAGCUAAACCAUUUGUUUAAAAUAAAAUCAAAGAUGAUACUUUUAACAGUAAUAACGUUUUCAAUAUUAUCACUUUAGAUUAACAAAAUGAAGUUAGUGAUUUCGUUUCUGAUAAUUUAAAAGCUAUAAACUAAGGUUUAGCGCAGUAAAAUUAACCAUAGGCUAUUUAAAUUAAUCCCAAUAGCAAUAAUGCUAUAUCACCAUAAAGUUAUAUGUCACCUCCUCCUUAGAGAUAUUUGUCUCCUUCUUCAAACUCUAAUUUUUCAAACACUCAAUAAAUCUAGCAGCCAAAUAUUUAUAUGUCACCUAAGACGUAGUUUUAAUAAAAUGUAUAUAGAUAAGCUAACAAUGCUAUUCCAUAAGACAAUAACAAUUUUUUCACUACUUAAAAUAACAACAUCAACUAAUAGGUAAAUAGAUAAAUAAAUCCUUAACAUCCUAGUGAAUUUUAUUAAAAUAAUUAAAACUAAAUUCCUUAUUAUUAAAAUUAAAUGCUUUCUCCUUUAAACAAAAAUUAUUAAGGCUUAAACUAUUAAGAAAAUACCUUUUAUUAAAAUUAAGUUUAUUAAUAAAACUUAUCUUCGCCUCAUCAGUAAAAUAAAUUUAAUUAAUUUCCUCCAAAUAAUUAAAACAUAGCAAAUUUGCCAUUAAAUUAAUCAUUUUUAAGUAGUAAUAAUAAUAAUACAAUAAAUACCUCUAUCAAUGGUAGUUUAAUUAAUAAAAGUUUUACCCCAAGGAGAAAAAUCUUUGAAGAAAAUAAUUAAUUUUUUAGAAAUUAGCCAAUUUUACCUCAAAAUAUUAUUUAUGACCAAAGAAUCAAUGAGUAGUAGUAUUAAUAAUAAUAUGUAACUCCUAUCAAAAAUGGUUCUUCUACACCUAUGAGGUAUAGGAAUUAAGAAAAUACACAAUUUUAGCAAUAAUAAAGAUAGCAAUUUAUUUAUCCCAGUAGAUCUAUUUCACCUAAUGGAAACAAUAAUUAUAUAAAUAAAAAUUUUAGUUAUUAACAAUAGCUGCCUUUAAAUUAAUAAAGUUUACAGUUUACAUCAUCAAGCUAAGCUAAUUAUAAUAGGAAUGGAUUUGUAAAUCAAAGCAAUUUAUAAAAUAUUCCAAAAAUAAAUACUCCUUUCUAAUAAUAAGUUUUUGAAUAAUAGCAAUAAUAAAAUUUUAUCACAUAGUAACAUUAAAUCUAAAACAAUUAAAUGAUUGUUUAGUAACAACCAUAGUAAGUAUAUGGACAAGCACCAUAGUAUUUAUAGUAAAAUUAAAAUUAAAUAAGUUAACCUAUUUACAAAUAAAACUUUCAAAAUAAUACUAUUGAAAAUCAAAGCAAAUCACCAAGAAGCUAAGUAGCUUUACCCCAAGAUUAAAGAGCUUACAAAAACAAUAAUCAUUUUUAAGGCAACACAGAGGUAUACUAAAAAUCGCUUGACACUCCUUCACCUAACUUUGCUCCUGAUAUAGAAAAAAGUACCUAGAAAAGUAAUAUAUAAAGUAAUAAUGGUAACAGAUCACCUUCUCCAACUUAAAUAAAAUCUGCUAAUAAUAAUUUCAAUUAUAAAAAUCUAAAUAUACCACUCUUUGAAAAAAUAAAGCUUUAACAGUAGGAGUAAUUUAAAUAAAUGGGACUUGAUAAUAAUAUGUAGCAAACGAGCUAAAAUGCUUCAAAUAUUAUUGCAAUUUAACCAACAAGUGUAAUUUCUACAGAUAAAAUUGGAGGAGAAAAAGUGAAUAACUAGCUUACAUAAUAAUACCAUAAAAAUUUAGUUCAGCAAAAAGAUUAUUACGUUAUAGAUGAUAUAAAGAGCUCUGGUAUAAGAGAAGAAGAUAUUUUUGAAUCAAAUUAACAGAAUGUAAGCCAACGCACAUCAGUAAAAAUAGAUGAAUCAGAACAUAUAUAAAAUGGAAUUUUAUUUAGCCUUAAUGCAAAUUAUUAAGAAAAGAAACAAUCAAUUAAUAGCAAUAUAAAGGAGCUAUUCAGUUUGCUAGAUUCAAAGAAUUAAGGGUGGAUUUCUUAACAAUAAAUUGAUUUUUCUAAACUACCACCACAUUUUUAGCUAAGACUUGAAUUGAAUUAACUUCUUGAAGAAUUAUUUUAAUAGUUUAAAACUGUUGAUAUUGAUAGUUUUUCUGGUAUUAUUACUUCUAAAUACCCAUAAGUGAUGCAGCACUGUAAUACUAUAUUCAAUACAACUAAAUCUUAAAACAAUAUUUUACCUCAACAACAAAUUCGACCCCCAAGUUUUGGACUCUCUAAAGACACCCCUGUUUUUUAAUGA
This is a messenger RNA of Tetrahymena thermophila SB210, 4419 nucleotides long. RefSeq names its product endo-1,4-beta-xylanase xylA, putative. NCBI's taxonomy places the organism in Eukaryota, Ciliophora, Oligohymenophorea, Hymenostomatida, Tetrahymenidae. The transcript is spliced from 4 exons. The record is from RefSeq and is a predicted model, not a curated record.